Molecule: messenger RNA, 1367 nt
Organism: Racocetra persica
Lineage: Eukaryota; Fungi; Glomeromycota; Glomeromycetes; Diversisporales; Gigasporaceae
Source: the annotation of a GenBank genome assembly
UUAAUCGACUACAAGGAGAAUCUUUUUGUGAAGAAUAUAUUACUACACCUCAAAUUGAAGUUGCUAAUAUACAAUGGAACUAUAAUCAAACAAAUGAUGUUAUUAAAGUGGAAAUUUGGGAUGUGGUUGAUAAAGGUAUCAACCCAACAAAUACUAAUAAGAGACCUACGACGUCAAAUGCUGCAUUGAAAAUUGAUAAUUCACAAACUCCAACUAAACCAUCGCCAUCCCGUUCCUCGCUUCUGCCACCGGAUCAACUUACACUUGAUGCUGUAACUAUAGAUGUAUAUCGCAAUACACAUGGCGUGAUAUUGUUAUUUGAUAUGACCAAAAAUUGGACAUUCGAUUACGCUAUUAAAGAAUUAAAAGCUAUUCCUAAAAACAUUGCUGUAUUAUUGCUGGGCAACUUUAGCGAUCUCAGCUCGCGACGUGUAAUUACUCAAUCACAAAUCUAUCAGGCGAUAUCGGAGGUCAAUCGUGAACGAAUAUCAGAAUAUCCUUCAUCCAAUAUGGUUCGGUAUGUGGAGACUAGCAUGUUAAAUGGACUUGGUCUAGAAUACAUUUACAAGUAUUUUGGGGUUCCUUUCUUACAAUUACAGAGAGAUAUUCUUCGCCAACAAUUGACUGCAAAGACAAAAGAAUUAGCAAAACUUCUUGAUACACUGGACAUCGACGAUAGUGCCUCUUCAGCUGAAAAGAAGCACAGUAAUCCGACAGAUAUUACUGAAGUAGAAAACAUAGAAUCAGAAUUAGGGAAAGACCGUUUGGAAGAAGAAAAAAUACAAAUAAAAAAAUUAUGGGAUAAAGAAUUUGAAGAAUUACCUCAGCAAAAAGAAUCAGUUGAACUUUUAAAUUCAAUACCACCGGCAUUACAAGUGGAACAACCUUUAUCAAACACUCUUCUACAAAAACGACCAAAAGCAGCUACGCCUGAUAUAACAAUAAUCGAUGAAUUCAAUGCUGGAGAUUUGGAAGAUGACUUUUUCGACGAUGCUCCCGAUCCAGUUGUGGUAUUGCCUCCGGUCACCCAAUCUAAAAAUGAUGAAGUAGAAGAUGUGGAUUCGAAAAAUCCGAUGGUUGCCACCGACGAGGAUCUUGUUGGAGUUGAGGGUUAUGAUGAUGUAGAAGAUGAUAAACCCAACAUCCGUCAAAGUUUCAAUAGCGAUCUUAAUGAUAUUUGGAGACACCGUUACAAUAAUGUAACUUUAGCGAGUCGAAUAAGUGAUAGCAGCGAUGACGAGUUACGACAAACGAUAUCUGAACAAGGAGAUUUGCAUUAUACUUUUGAAGAGGCAUCCUUUGAUACUGGAGGAACGCCUAGUGGCUAUGAAGAGAUUGGUGAAGGUCAAAACAAUCCAUGGGCAUAA